CUAGGGUGUGAGGGGCGGAAUCAGGUGUUAGUUCGCGUGACUGGCUGGAAAAAAUAGUCCUCCCCACCAAUGAGCAAGCCCGGCAGGAUGGAGGGCGAGGCCUGGCAGCUAUAGUGCUUCUGGGCAGUAGAGGCGCGGGGUCCUCAGCUAGGGCGGCCGAGAGCCAUGGCGGCGGUGGUGGCGGCGGCGGCAGUGCGAGCCCGGAUCCUGCAGGUUUCUUCCAAAGUGAAAUCCCCCUGGUAUUCAGCGUCUCCCUUCUCUUCUUCAGUGCCAACUGUAAAGCUCUUCAUUGAUGGGAAAUUUGUUGAAUCCAAAAGUGACAAAUGGAUCGAUAUCCACAACCCAGCCACCAAUGAGGUAAUUGGUCGGGUCCCUCAGGCCACCAAGGCAGAAAUGGAUGCAGCCAUUGUUUCCUGCAAACGUGCUUUUCCUGCAUGGGCAGACACUUCAAUAUUAAGCCGUCAGCAGGUCUUGCUCCGAUAUCAACAACUUAUUAAAGAAAACUUGAAAGAAAUUGCCAAGUUAAUCACAUUGGAACAAGGGAAGACCCUAGCUGAUGCUGAAGGAGAUGUAUUUCGAGGCCUUCAGGUGGUUGAGCAUGCCUGUAGUGUGACAUCCCUCAUGAUGGGAGAGACCAUGCCAUCCAUCACCAAAGACAUGGACCUUUAUUCCUACCGUCUGCCUCUGGGAGUGUGUGCAGGCAUUGCUCCAUUCAAUUUUCCCGCCAUGAUCCCCCUUUGGAUGUUUCCCAUGGCGAUGGUGUGUGGAAAUACCUUCCUAAUGAAACCAUCCGAGCGAGUCCCUGGAGCAACUAUGCUUCUUGCUAAGUUGCUCCAGGAUUCUGGUGCCCCUGAUGGAACAUUAAAUAUCAUCCAUGGACAACAUGAAGCUGUAAAUUUUAUUUGCGAUCAUCCGGACAUUAAAGCAAUCAGCUUUGUGGGAUCCAACCAGGCAGGAGAGUAUAUCUUCGAGAGAGGAUCAAGACAUGGCAAGAGGGUUCAAGCCAAUAUGGUGACUUCUUAUUCCUUUUUUUCUCCAAUAUUUGUUCUAUAUAUUAAAAUUACCUAAGAAUAGACCUUAAGC
This is a messenger RNA of Cebus imitator (Panamanian white-faced capuchin), 1083 nucleotides long. Its product is annotated as methylmalonate-semialdehyde dehydrogenase [acylating], mitochondrial. Gene Ontology annotation, biological process: thymine catabolic process; L-valine catabolic process. The record is from RefSeq and is a predicted model, not a curated record. NCBI's taxonomy places the organism in Eukaryota, Metazoa, Chordata, Mammalia, Primates, Cebidae. The transcript is spliced from 7 exons. Gene Ontology annotation, cellular component: mitochondrion. Gene Ontology annotation, molecular function: methylmalonate-semialdehyde dehydrogenase (acylating, NAD+) activity; malonate-semialdehyde dehydrogenase (acetylating, [NAD(P)+]) activity. Bases 166 to 1068 code for a protein of 300 amino acids.